Corticium candelabrum is the source of this 3720-nucleotide messenger RNA. RefSeq names its product fibropellin-1-like. The record is from RefSeq and is a predicted model, not a curated record. Gene Ontology annotation, biological process: cell communication. The transcript is spliced from 21 exons. Lineage: Eukaryota; Metazoa; Porifera; Homoscleromorpha; Homosclerophorida; Plakinidae. The coding region runs from base 70 to 3510 and encodes 1146 amino acids. Gene Ontology annotation, molecular function: calcium ion binding. Gene Ontology annotation, cellular component: membrane.
UUUUAGAUAAUAAUUAGUUACUGACAACCGUUUGUACGCACGCAUACGUUUCAAAGGAGCGGUGAAUUGAUGCAUUUGGUCACGCCCAAGGGAGGCAACAAAAUGCGAACUGCGUCUUGUUUGUAUCUUCUCCUGUUGUGCUAUGAGAUCAGUGGGGACGGUCGACUACAAGUAAAAUUCAAACAGCUCAGCAGUCCAUUUGCCCCAAGAGACUUCAACGCUGACUGUUGCGACGGUGAACCGGCUCCACGUUGCCUUCGUUUGUGUUUUCCAAAGUUUAAGAUAUGCUACAAAGGAGCAACAUCAAGUGGAAGCUGCUUAAAAACAAUUGAAACAGGAUAUUUCUACAAUCUAAUUAAACAACCAGUAAGCUCUCUACUUAUAUUUACUGACAGUGAUGGAACUUUCAACUUUAGCGUCAACGCAUCAGCUCCGGAUCAACAUUAUAUUCAAGUAGAGGUGAUCGAUACUUCACUAAAACUAAUAGACAUAAUCGAUAUAUCAGCGGCUUCCAGUUUGAUAAAUCAGACAUCAGACUUUACUGGUUCACGUGCAACCCUUCCAAUAACAUUGACAGUAGAGUGGCAGUUGCUCUGUGAUAAAAACUGGUAUGACAACGAUUGUGGUGAAUACUGUGUGGCUCAAGACACAGCAAUCCCACCAGCCCAUUACACAUGCAACGCGACAACGGGACAAAGGAUAUGCCUUGCAGGUUACGAGAAUCCAGACAGAAACUGUUCAACCGAGAUUAAUGAGUGUGAAUCGACUCCUUGUCAAAAUGGAGCUACAUGUCGUGAUGAUCUACGAAGAUACAGUUGUCAGUGUCCCAACUACUACACUGGAGGUCACUGUGAGACAGCAAUUUUUUGUUCAUCUUCUCCGUGUGAGAACAAUGGCACAUGUCAAGACUUAACCAACUCGUACAAAUGCACGUGCCAUCGUGAUUACACAGGAACAAACUGUGAAACACAUAUAGACGACUGUGCAUCUUAUCCUUGCCAAAAUGGGGGCCAAUGCAAUGAUGGCACUCUCAGCUACCAGUGUGACUGUAAGGAUGGCUAUACAGGCAUACACUGUGAAACAGAGAUGAAUGAAUGUUCGUCCAGUCCAUGUGUGCAAGGUACCUGUAUGGAUUAUGUUGCUUCCUACCGUUGCAAUUGUAGCCUAGGAUACACAGGAGUCAACUGUCAAACAGAAAUUGAUGAAUGUUCGUCGAGUCCGUGUCUACAUGGUGGUACAUGCUCAAAUCACAUUGACUCAUAUUCUUGCUCAUGUGAUGUCGGAUACACAGGAGUCAACUGUGCAACAGAAAUUGAUGAGUGCAAUCAACAUGAUUGUGUAAACGGGGCAUGCCGAGAUCAAAUCGGGUUCUUCGUGUGUAACUGUACAGCUGGCUACACGGGAACAAAAUGCGAAACAGAAAUCUUUGAGUGUUCUUCCAAUCCGUGUCAGCAUAGCGGAACUUGUGUGGAUAUGAUCAAUGGAUAUCAAUGUCAAUGCACAGGAGGAUACACUGACAAGCAUUGCGACAUAAAUAUUGACGAAUGUCAAAGCAACCCAUGUCAAAAUGGAGGCAACUGUCUUGACCUGGUGAACAGUUAUCAAUGCAGCUGCCAAACAGGAUACACAGACAGUCACUGUACAAUGAAUAUUAAUGAGUGUGCAUCCAUCCCAUGUCAAAAUAAUGCCACUUGUCAAGACAACAUUGGGCAGUUCGAAUGUUUGUGUCCGACUGGAUUCACAGACACUUUAUGUCAAACAAAUAUCGAUGAUUGUGUCAGAGUGCAGUGUCUCAAUGGUGGUUAUUGUAGUGAUCUCAUUGCUGACUAUCACUGCAACUGUCCUCCUGGAUACACAGGAAAGCGAUGUGAUGUUGAUAUCAACGAAUGUUUGUCUAAUCCUUGUCAGAAUGGCAUGUGUACACAUCAAGUUAAUCUCUACAAAUGUACCUGCAAUCAAGGAUACAUGGGCACAAAUUGUGAAAUGAAUAUCGAUGACUGUGCUACCAACCCGUGUCAGAGCAAUGCCACGUGCAGAGAUGGAGUAAACAGAUACUCAUGUGAAUGUCCUCAUGGAUACACAGGUGCCCAUUGUGAACAAGAGAUUGAUGAGUGUAACUCCAACCCAUGUCAACAUGGAGGAAAGUGUGAAAACCACCCUGGCUUCUAUGUCUGUACAUGUCCGACAGGAUAUACAGGUCACACCUGUGAAACAAAUAUUGACAAUUGUGUUAACCACACAUGUCAGAGACAUGCAGUUUGUGUUGAUGGUAUCGAUACAUACACAUGCUCUUGUCAAACAGGAUACACAGGUCUACAGUGUGAGACAGAUAUUGACGAGUGUUUGUCCAAUCCGUGUAUGAAUCGAGGAACAUGCAAAGACCAUAUUGCCCGUUACACUUGCGAUUGCAUCGCGGGGUUUAUAGACACAAAUUGUCAAACAGAUGAAAACGAUUGCAAUCCCAACCCAUGCCAAAAUGGUGCUAUGUGUUCAGAUAAAGUAAAUAACUACACGUGUCAAUGUCAGAAUGGAUACAACGGCCGUAACUGUGAAGUUGAUAUCAACGAAUGUGAUUCUAAUCCUUGUCAACAUGGUGCAGCAUGUGUAAACCAACCCGGGGAAUACUCAUGCGACUGUAUUCCUGGUUAUCGUGGAGACAACUGUGAGAUGCAGAUUGAUGAAUGUGCGUCUAAUCCAUGCAGAGAGAAUAGAGGAAGAUGCAUCGACGAGAUAAACAAAUUCACUUGUGCCUGUGACCCAGGCUACAUGGGGCGUUUAUGUGAAACAGAGAUAAGAGAAUGUUUAUCCAACCCAUGUCAGAAUAAUGGAAAUUGUAUUGAGCUCAUCAACAAAUACAGUUGUGAUUGUCUUCCCGGAUACGAAGGACCUCAGUGUCAAUUAGAAAUUGAAGAGUGCAUGUCGCAACCAUGCCGAAACAAUGGCAGUUGUCGUGAGGCAGUAAAUGGAUACACUUGUGCUUGCGAAUCAGGCUACUCGGGAACAAACUGUGAAAAAGUGGGCAUCACUGAAAACGGCAGUAGUGGUCUAUCUAGCGCUGACAUCGGUAUCAUCGUUGGCACUGUCAAUGGGGUGGUCGUGAUUGGAUUAAUCAUUCUAUUCUAUUUCCUUUGCAAACGCUUCAAGUUCGAUGAUCGGUUGACUCAGCUUAGGCAGAUCAUGUACAACGCUGCCUCCACACCCAAACAAAUGACAUCAUAUUUAGACUCACGGAUAAACGACUACGAAGAAGUAGAGAAUGACAUGUCCUCGGACGAGCUCAAGUCAUACCAAACGCAAUAUACUACUCUUACAAGAAGCACUCUUUCACGUCAACAGACGAUGACUAAGAGUGCUCACAGUGGUGAAGGUACUAUACCCCGAGACCAAUCAACAUUGAAACGUCAUUACUAUCCAAACCCAAGUUAUGAUCAAAAUUGGAGCUUUGAUUUGGAAGCUACUACCGACAGCUACAAGCUAAGGGAACUCCAGUCGGAAAAGACAACAGCAUAACUCUAAUCAACAUGUUUUUCAAAUUUGGCCUUUAGAAGUAAAAUUGUGGGAGGGAGAACAUCAAUUACAAGUUUUGUAGUGCAGAUUAAAUUGCACAAUUUAUAGUCUUGGACUGUGUGGCUUGAAUGAAUCGAUUUUGUAAUUGUUUAGGAAUAAUAUUGCUGUAUGUCAUUGGGUGAAUAAACACAAAAUAUCUCGUUUGUUUAGUUC